This is a messenger RNA of Physcomitrium patens, 3873 nucleotides long. RefSeq names its product SCY1-like protein 2 A. Gene Ontology annotation, biological process: protein phosphorylation. NCBI's taxonomy places the organism in Eukaryota, Viridiplantae, Streptophyta, Bryopsida, Funariales, Funariaceae. The record is from RefSeq and is a predicted model, not a curated record. Gene Ontology annotation, molecular function: protein kinase activity; ATP binding.
ACAAAUGCGAAAGAAAGGGCUGCGACUACUUGCGUUGCACCGAAGAAAAGUAAUGUGGGUGGGAUCAUACGAGCUUUGGAUUGAUGCCCUGGCUGGUCUCAUGACUGGGUCGCCAUUAUGCAACCAUCAUUCCAGUACAGUUUGGUGUAGACCAUUUCUGAUACACAAGAAUAGACCUCUGGUCUUCAUUCUUCCUUCCAUCCAUGCUGCUGCUGCUGUGACGCUGGUCGCAUUUACAGUGUCACCGCUCUAGAUCCUGCAGCAGCAACGCCACCACCACACCGACAAUCUGCACUCGCAUCACUUUCUCUGGGAAUGUUUAUGCCGCUUAACGCUCCCUCAUCACCUCGUGCAGUGACACAAUUCCGGGUGGAUUUGGAGAUGCUUGGUGCUCACGUUGCGGCAGAUCUUGCUACUGGGAGUCGGAUUUCUUUUGGUUGAGUUAGGGUAGUUGAGUGGAUCACCUUGCGUCGAAGAUUUGGAAUUCGUGUUAGAGAGCAGUGAUUCGGUUCGCGAGUCGGGUAUUGGGUUUUGAGGAAAUGGAUUUGUGGGUUUCAUAGCUGGGGGCGGUUAUAAUUCCGAGGUGUAGGGUUCGGAUAUUUUCCCUUGUCAGGGGUAUGACUGAAUGAAUUGUUCUUUUCGCUACCGCAAAUUUUAGUUGGUUUUCGAGAAAAGAUAGGAUCUGUUAAGCGAACCCUAGUUUGGCUCCUCUGUAGCAGUUCAAGGCUUGUUUACAAAGCUCUUUUUUCUCGAAAAAGAUCAGAGGAUUUUGCGUUCUUGAUCAACACAGGAAUUCAAAAUGUCGCUCAACAUGAAGUCUUUCACACAAGCGCUUGCUAAGGCCUCUGCGGUCAUUGAGAAGACGGUGUCGAGCACCGUGCACGAGGUGACUGGACCCAAAGCGAUGCAGGACUAUGAGUUGUUAGAACAGGUGGGGUCCGGAGGUCCAGAUUUAAUUUGGAAGCUCUACGCGGGACGGCCUCGGAACAAGGCCACGCAGAUGCACAAUCCUGAAGUAUGCGUUUGGGUUCUGGACAAGAAGGCACUUACAGAUCUCAGACUUCGAGUUGGUAUAUCUAGGGCUGCGGAGGAGGCAUUUUUGGACUUGGUGCGGCAAGACGCUGCGCAGUUGAUGCGCUUGCGACAUCCAGGUGUAGUACGUGUAAUACAAGCUCUGGAUGAGAGCAAAACAACCAUGGCCAUGGUGACUGAACCAAUCUUCGCUUCUGUUGCUAAUGUAUUGGGGCGACUUGACAACGUUGGAAAAGUCCCCAAUGAGUUGAAAGACUUGGAGCUAGGUCAACUCGAGAUCAAACAUGGUUUGUUGCAGCUGGCUGAGACACUGGGAUUUCUGCAUAACAAUGCACGUCUUUCUCACCGAGGCAUCUCACCAGAGUCUGUUUACAUCACAUCUCAUGGAGCAUGGAAGCUUGCUGGAUUUGGAUUUUCCAUUAGUCUAGACCAGACUGGAGCUGAUCCAACGGGGGGUCCUGUUUUUCAUUUCCCGGAUUAUGAUGUGGAUGACGUAGUUUUGCCGUUGCAACCACCUCUUGAUUAUACAGCGCCCGAGUUGACACGUAAAGGAGCUGGUGGGCCUUUUGCAUCGACAGACAUCUUUAGCCUUGCUCUGCUUGCAUUUCAUCUACUAUCCCGUCAUUCACUCCUUAAGUGCAAUAAUAAUCUGCAAACGUAUUCAGGCAAGGCUUCAUACCUUCCAAACGAAAGUUUCUCAAAUGUACCUGCCGAUAUUGGUCAAGACUUGAGACGGAUGCUCAGUUCGGAUGUGCAUUCCAGACCUAGCGCCCACGACUUUACAACUUCUCCGUUCUUUCGGGAUGACACUAGGCUGCGUGCAUUGCGGUUCCUGGAUCAUAUGCUGGAAAGAGACAAUAUGCAAAAAACCCAGUUCUUGAAAGCUAUGGCAGAUAUGUGGACCAACUUUGAUGCCCGUGUGCUACGUUACAAGGUGCUGCCACCAUUAUGUGCUGAGCUUCGGAAUGAAGUGAUGCUGCCAAUGGUGCUCCCGAUGGUGCUCACUAUUGCAGAAUCGCAGGAAAUGGUGGAUUUUCAGUCUGCAACACUUCCAGCAUUAUUACCUGUUCUAGGAACUGCCACUGGAGAUGCUUUGCUUUUGCUAGUUAAGCAUGCAAGCCUCCUCAUCAACAAGGCAGGACCAGAUGCCUUGGCAGCUAAUGUGGUACCCAUGAUUGUCCGUGCCUUUGAAGACCCUGAUGCCCGAAUGCAGGAGGAAGUUCUGAAGCGCACCUUGAACCUCACCAAGCAGCUCGAUUUCACAGUUCUUAGGCAAUCGAUUUUACCCCGUGUUCAUGGUCUUGCUCUCAAGACCACAAUGGCAGCAGUGCGAGUGAAUGCGCUGCUAUGUCUAGGCGAGGUUGUUCCACGCCUUGACAAAGGGGCUAUACAAGAAAUUUUACAAACUUUGCAGCGCUGCACUGCUGUCGACCAUUCUGCUCCUACUUUAAUGUGUUCUCUAGGAGUCGCAUCUGCUAUUCACAAACAGAUGGGUGUGGAAUAUGCUGCAGAGCACUUGCUUCCACUUCUUUGCCCUCUGCUCACUGCUCAGCAGCUAAACCUUCAACAAUUUGCAAAGUAUAUGCAUUUCGUGAAAGAAGUUCUCAGGAAAAUAGAGGAGAAGCGAGGUGUUGAAGUCAAUGGGGUGGAGCCAGUUUCUCUAGACAUGAAGACGAUGGCGCUUACUGGUCCUGCAAAAGCCAAUGUUUCGGCAACAGGGAACGGUACAGACAACAACAGUUCAUGGGACGCUGACUGGACUGCUCCUAAGAAGACACCCACCAACACUGCACUUGACAAUAGUAGCUUGUUUCCUCAAAAAGCUUCCCCUGCAGCUCCAAGUGCGGCGCCAGCUCCGCCCCCUCAAUCUUCCUUGCAACAACCUGAUUUGUCAUUUGAGUGGCCUCCGCCUGCGUCCACUGCUAAUCAGGCCACCAAGGCUCCCAGCUCUCCUUACGCUGGUGGAAUAGGUUCUGUCUUCAGCAACGCAAAUCUGAGUUCUUCAAAUAACUUUCAAACUACAGCAAACACUCAAGCUAGUGGCGACAAUGAUCCAUUCUCUACUUGGGCACCACGAGCAUCUUCAAAUUCGAGCAAUACAUCUAUACAGCCCAGUUGGAAUGGUGGUUCCAUUUCUUCAAAUACUCAAAGCCUUGGCAACCUUAAGACAAGAACAGGGAGUUCAAAAUCUAUGUUGAAUGCAAAUGAUUGGACGAUGCCUUCGGCUCAGCAGAGUCCGCAAAAGGAUACAAAUGAUUUUGGCGACUUUUUCAGCUCUCCUGGACGUCAAGAGGCCCCAUUAAAACUGGCUCCUCCUCCUCCAACUGCGGGCUUAGGGAAAGGGAGAGGGAGAAACCCUAUCCGUGGGCCACAGGUCAGGCACACAAAAACUAAUACAAGUGAUCAACCUCCCUUGCUGGAUCUGCUAUAAUAGCUCUAGUGGACAGAACUUAGAAUUUGUAAACUCGUGGUUAGGCUAAUAUCUUAGUCAUUCUUGAGAGGCAUGCAGUAGAGGUAGUCUCGAAUGAUAAUAAGCUUCAUUGUUGCAGCCCGCUCCUUCCCUUUUAGUCUCCGAAAAGUCUUGUUAAGACAUUAGCAGGGAAGUUUUUGUACAAAGAGUGUAGAAGGUAUUGUUGGGCUUUCUUGCUUACAAUUACGCUUAGUGGCGUCACUUUAGUUACGGAUGUGUCACUAUUUAUUACAUUAGAACAUUCUUCGUUCGUAGUUAUGAAGGAUCAACAGGUCCAGCUAAUCGCAUAAUUGUGUGGGACUUGGAGAGUCCCGUGUAUUUUGGCUAUCUGGCACCUUGAAGUAAUGCGAGUUGUUUUCAGUAUCAGUCAA